Labrus bergylta (ballan wrasse) is the source of this 891-nucleotide messenger RNA. The record is from RefSeq and is a predicted model, not a curated record. NCBI's taxonomy places the organism in Eukaryota, Metazoa, Chordata, Actinopteri, Labriformes, Labridae.
GCUUCACACGGAACUCUUUCCGGUCGGACCAAGUGAGCGGAAGUUGUGUGCCUUGCUUGCGGAGGUCAUCUGGACUCGUACUGCAGCCGAAAAACCAUUAUUUAGCAGGAGGAUCAGCGGCUGAACAUCGCACCGUCAUGGUGAAGAAAAAGCGACUUCGCCUCAUCGCAGAGAUGGCUCGGAAGAUCCGGGCGUACCGAGAGCUCAAGUCCCGGCCGAAGGAGUCCCAGAAGUACGCCCUGGACUACGAGACCAUGAAGCGGCCUCUCACGGGGAAGAUGCUGCCCGUGCUGGCGUGGCAGGACGUCCGCAAGGAGAGCCGCCUCUUCUCCCUGCUGGCGAGCAUGAGGAUGUUCGGAGUGGGUCGUAUGAUAUUUAUUUUCUAGAACAUGGAUCAUGGCAAAGCCUGGGGGGUCCUCACCUACAAGGGUAGACAGGAGAACGAGGCCAAGGAGGUGGACAAGGUGAUGUACCACGACUGGCGUCUGAUCCCCAAACACAUGGAGCAGCAGUUUAAGGACUUUGAGCCGCUCCCUGAGCCGCCUGUGCGUUACGUCGCGUUCCCUCCUCUGCUCCGCGCCAUGAUGCUCGCCCAGCACAAGAAAGAGAGAGGCAGCGUGGUGAGCAAGGAGCCCGCGCUGCCGCUAAAGAGGGACGUCGUGCUCAACAAAGACUAUUUCCAGAGGCAGGAACAGGAUGGGCAGAGCUCACAGGGGACGGCAGUCUGAAGACAAAGGGUCCCUCAUUCUGGACUAUUUGGACCAAACACACUGCAGACCCUCACCUUAAAGUCCUGCAAAAACCUCGACUCCUAAUGCUGUUCAUCCAAAGCAGGCCUCUCUUGGUGUCAUAUGUUUGAUGUUGUUCAUAUUAAAUCUGAGUUUAAACACA